AACUGGUCAGUGUCCAAAGUAUUUUCUGCACUCCACAGAACGGUCAUACUGAACAACAAUUUGUUUAUAUUCUGCAAAAAGGUUGUCCAAAUGGCAAAUCUUCAGUUAACUCAGGAAAAACUUGAUGCCCUUCGAUCGGAAUACCGGCCACGUCGACCGUGCGCUUUGCUCAAAUAUCCGCGGCCCAAAACGAAACCAGAGUACCAGGCGAUAUAUCCGUGGCUGCUGCCUGACGAAACUGAUCCCCACUUUGUCUUCUGUGCUGUGUGUGAAUGCCGGCUAAGCUGCAAGCGAUCCGAUCUUGGAAAACACGAGGGCAGCAUCAAACACACGGAAAAUUCACAGCGAAAAUCCCUGGCUCCCAAACAAGAGCCUGGAACUGAUGGAAAUGGCGUUAUGAAGUGGGAGUACAACGACGAGGAGGAGUGCCAGCUUGCCUAUGGUUCGAGAGCCAAUCAUCCGGAUGACGAGGAGGACGAGGGCGACCAGGAAGCCGACUCGGAUGGAGAGUGUGAUGAGGGUGACGAGGACGAGGGCGAACCGGAGGGGGGUCUGGAGUCCCAAAAUGAUUUCGAGGCAGAGCCAGUCUCCAAACAGCAGCGGCGCAUAUCUGAAACAGAUUCACAGCAAUCUGGCAUGCUGGAUUACCUGCCUCUUCAGGUAACCAUUAAUGAAUUGCCGGCAGGAGCCGGAACAAUAUCAGGAUCUUCGUUUCCCACUUCCACUUCCAACUCCACUCCCCAACCGCCACCCUGCCGCAUUACCAUUAAAAAGGUGACGGGACCAUUAGGUAACAUGGCUGCUCCCACUACGCCGCCCAAUCCUGGACUGCCGCAAGAGAUCAGUUCAAAAGCUACCAUCACGCCCAUAGCUGGCAGCUGUUACACUUCCUCCCCUCGGGCCGCACCCGCUUAUGCCCCUCGCCAGCUGCACUGCUACCAACCGUCGUCAAUUUCUUCUCAGUCCUCUCUGGAGCGCCCACCACGAGAUUCCGUGGAACUUUUCUUUGACAGCAUUUGCGCCACUGUCAAGAGCCUGCCUCCAAAACUGGCCACCGAGGGUAAAAUUCGCGUGAUGCAGCUUAUUGGCGAGCUAGAGUUGAGAGCCAUGGGCGAACAGGAGUCGACUUCUCAGGCCGCCGGACAACCCAGCCACGAUCUCGCAGGAACCUCUACCGGGUCACCACCAGAAGCUCCGGGCAGCGGUCAACAGAAUGCCACAGUGGCCUCCACCACAAAAUGAACGUCAAGCCACGCUCAAAUUGACAAAUUAGAUUUUCUAGGGCUUUCAUUUUUUCUGAUUUGUUACUUGAUUUUCUUUAAUAAAGUUAUUUAUUAGUUGUUGUAGUUUA
Drosophila ananassae is the source of this 1351-nucleotide messenger RNA. Its product is annotated as protein suppressor of variegation 3-7. Lineage: Eukaryota; Metazoa; Arthropoda; Insecta; Diptera; Drosophilidae. Gene Ontology annotation, molecular function: DNA binding. The transcript has 2 exons. The record is from RefSeq and is a predicted model, not a curated record. The coding region runs from base 91 to 1242 and encodes 383 amino acids.